CAUUGGCAGUAUCAAAAGUCGGUAGAUAUAAAAAACGUAAUCGCAAUCGUGUUCCCCAGUUGUUUACCAAACGUGAACGCAGCCGGAGAUUAGUGGACGGAAAACCCGGGAAAAAUGGCACUCAAGUUUGCAGCGAAUCUAAACUUUCUUUUCACGGAGAGAGCGGCUACGAUCGCGGAGCGGAUUCGUCUGGCCCACCAAAGUGGAUUCCGGGCUGUAGAGAUCCCCUAUCCCGAGGGCGAGACCGGCGACGUGGUGGCCGCUGUUAAGGAGACGGGCAUUGUGGUCAGCCUGGUGAAUCUGGCCUUUGACAAGACCAACGAUCAGCUGCGUUUCGGCUCCACCAGUGUGCCGGGAUCGGAAAAACUGUUUCGUAGCCAGCUGGAUGCCACCAUUGAGUUCGCCCGCCAGGUAAACUGCGGCAAGAUUCACCUCACAGCCGGACUAUUCAAGGGCGGACAGGAGAGCGACUAUACGAAGACGUACACCUCGAAUCUGAAAAUCGCCGCCGAUAGCCUCAGGGCGAAGCAGAUGAUCGGCGUGAUAGAGCCAAUUAACAAGUAUGCCGUGCCCGGUUAUUUCAUGAACUCGUAUGCCAAAGCCGCUGGAGUUCUGGCCGCUGUUGGCUCUGACAACAUCCGGCUGCUGGCCGAUCUCUACCAUCUGCAGCACCUGCACGGCAACGUGUCCAAGACGCUGGAGGAGUACAAGGCCCUAAUUGGUCACUUCCAGAUUGCUCAGGUGCCGCAUCGUCACGAGCCCGAUGUUUCUGGUGAACUGGACUACAGCUAUGUCUUCAAGGCCCUCCAGGAGUUCGGCUACGAUGGCUGGGUGGGCUGUGAGUACAAACCCAAGACGACGACCGUGGAGGGCUUGAGCUGGGUGACCAAACUGGGCUACACACUGUAAUCAUCGGAUCACAAGAGACACUAGGGAUGGCAUAGCAUUUAUAAUGUAUUUACACUUUUUACAAACAUAAAACUGGUUAAACCAA
This is a messenger RNA of Drosophila eugracilis, 994 nucleotides long. It is a transcript of the gene Gip, whose product is annotated as putative hydroxypyruvate isomerase. The coding region runs from base 115 to 909 and encodes 264 amino acids. NCBI's taxonomy places the organism in Eukaryota, Metazoa, Arthropoda, Insecta, Diptera, Drosophilidae. Gene Ontology annotation, biological process: glyoxylate metabolic process. The record is from RefSeq and is a predicted model, not a curated record. Gene Ontology annotation, molecular function: hydroxypyruvate isomerase activity. The transcript has a single exon.